UAUACGAUGCUACACACAUAUUGUUAACUGAUAAUUGAUAAAAAGUGAUAAAAUAUAAUCUCUCAAAUGUUUCUAUACUACCCGGCUAAAAAUGUGCUUAACAGGAUUCAACUAAAGUUAGCCUAUAUGAAAUUCUGUAUCGAAAUCCAUAAAGUUGACAAGAUUCAAAAUACAAAUUCUGAUGUUUUAUAUUUUAAUGAAAUUACAUUGAACCGUAAUUUGUAAACGUUAUAUUAAGAUGUUAAUAAUAUAUAUAUGUUAAGAAUACACAAAAUUGCACGACAAAUUGUACUUUGUAAAACGACAAUUUAAAUCUUACCUUGUGGAUCGAGUUGCUGUUUCUAUGAGGACGAUACAAUUAGGCUACAGGCGCAAAACCAUUGCUGAGUUGUUUCUUAAAUAACAUAUCAGCGGGUUUAAAAAACCUUUACAUAACAAAAUAGCUGGAACCUGUUGGAUUAUUUUAAUGAUGUUUAGUGUUAUCUCUGAAGCAAGCGUACAGAGAGGCAGGUGAGAGUUUCUCAGGUGUGAAGAGCGCGUGUGAGGAGGCGUGGCUACUUUCACCAUUAAAGCGCUCGUGCUGGGAGUUGAUGGCGUUUGACAUGCAGAUCGUCUGAUGACUUUCUUCAAACAAUAUGGACGUCAGUUGAUCCAACAGUUUGUCCUUUGAAAUCAAACAGAUUUUUUUAUUAACUGGGCAUUGGACAUCAUUUGAAUCUGUCAAUGGAUGGAGCUCCAGUUGUAACCACGGCAACUCUACCUCCUCAUCCUCCUGGUACCUCCAGCUGCUUUCAAAAUGAGGCCUCACCCUUCAGAUGUACCACACAGACCCCACCUCCAUUGGGCCCACCUCCCCCACCACCACCACAAUUGGCCUUACCACCUCCACCACCUCCUCCGUUGGCCCUACCUCCACCGCCUCCUCCGAUGGCCCCACCACCACCACCUCCCCCGCCCCCUUCACCUAUGGGGGACCCCUUCACAAGGACUGUCCACAGGCGCUCCAAAAUGCGUAACUUUAAUUGGGAUGCCAUCCCCAGGCACAGUGUUGUGGGCAAGCGCAAUGUGUGGACGGCCCAGCGCAACCUUGAGAAUUUUGAGCUGGACACAAAGCGCAUGGAGGAGCUUUUCAGCCACAGUGACCAGCACGGUGCAGUUCGGAAGGGUGGGACAGUGCGGAAAAGUGUGUGGGGCCUUUCGCAAAUGAUUACGGAUACCGAGAAUGUUUCAAUUAUCAACUCUAAGAAAAGUAUGAGUAUUGGAAUUUUGCUGAAACAGUUUAAAAGGUCAGCAAAGGACAUUGUGGAUGCUGUGAGGCACGGCAAUCUGUGCUUUGCUCCUGGUAAACUAAAAGAGCUCAGCAAGCUUCUGCCUGAUGACCUGGAGUCAAAGAAACUGGUUUCGUUCAAUGGGGAUUUAACGCAGUUAAAUGAGGCUGACUGGUUUAUGGUGAUGCUGGUUCAAGUGCCGGGGUACAAGGUGAGGUUAAAGAGCCUGCUGCUUCGAGAGGAGUUUUUUCCCUUCAUUGAGGAGAUCAAACACUCAAUUGCUGUCAUGACAACAGCAGCCAAUGAACUGCUGGCUUGUGAUGACUUGCAUUCGAUUAUCAGAUUGGUGCUGAAGGCCGGUAACUACAUGAAUGCUGGUGGCUAUGCAGGCAGUGCUAUCGGCUUCAGGAUGAUGUCAUUACUCAAACUGGUAGACACCAGAGCAAAUAAACCUGGCAUGAACCUUAUGCACUAUGUGUCUAUGCAAGCCCAACAGACCGAUGAGGUUUUGCUGCGAUUCCCUGAACAGCUUCAGCACAUUGGGAUUGCUGCGAGAAUCCAAAAACAAGAGGUGGAGAUGGACUUUCAAAAGGAACUGGAGAAAAUUAGGCAAGCAAAAACAGAUGCCAGUAAACAGCCAGAUCUCCAACAUCAGAUGGAAGCAUUUCUUCGAAUGGCAGACAUGCGGCUUGCCGAUGUUGAAGCCUCGCUACAGGAACUGGACACCAUCAGUAAAUCUGUAGCGGAGUACUUCUGCGAAGACCCAUCCACAUUUAAGCUAGAGGAGUGUUGCUCUAUCUUUCAUUCCUUCUGUGAGAGGUUUGAGAGAGCUACACAGGACAACCGCGAACGGGAGGCCGCAGAGACUCGCAAGCGGCAGCAGAGAGAACGAGAAGUGCUGACUAGAACGGCCAAGCGACGGUCCACCGCCACGUGCUCCGACCGAGAUGUGAAGGAUGACGCCUCUGCUCUAGAAUCCGUGCUGACAAGCUUCCUCAACCAGCGCGCUCCUCGCAGGAGGCCCGGCGGACUCUCCCCUGUCACGGACAGCCCUGUAAAAUUCAACCAAAACAACAGCCCUCAGGUUGAGGAGUGUGAGGGCAGCGGGGAUCUGGACAGCCCUGCCGAGGCCAAAGAGGAGGAAGCCAAUAUCUGUGACCAGGUAAGCUCACAGGUUCGAGAACCAGAAGAAUGCUGCCAGAAAGAAAAGGACGCAUCUUGUGCUGUUGAUGACAUUCAGCGUGCACGUGCUGCGUCGAAGAGAGGACUCUGCAUUGAAGAUGGACUGAUUCCUGAAGGCAAUGAAUGCAAAAAAGAGAACAUUGAAGCUUUAGUGGCAUCUGAGGAUGAAGGCGUGGUCAGAGAAGAGGCAACGAAUAAUAGAGAUGUGAAUAAAGGCGAACUGGAGGAAGACAAAGAGAAAAGAGAAGAGGAAGAUAAAAUGCCAGAGCUCACCGGUAAAGUCUUGCGCUUUCAAGAUUGCAUCGGAGGCCCGAUUGAAACCUCAACACCCGGGCGUUCGCGAGCUCACAGUGUGUGCACGUCCACUCCUCGCCAGAGGGAGAUGGAUCUAGCUUUGCAGAACGGGAUAGGAGGUCUGGGUUCACCUUGGACCAUACUUAGCCCCCGCAUCUCCCCUCGUAACACGCCGCACCGUAACACUCCCCUUCAUAACACUCCCCUUCGUAACACUCCACUGCGUAACACUCCUCACCGUAGCACGCCUCAUCGCAGGCACUCUUUUAACCUUUCAAGGUUUGACAUUCUCGAUGAUGGAGUUUGGGCAUUACCUGACACACCUGUACGAAGCAAGCCCCCAUCUUUGGCUCACAUUGGUAAGAUUUACUCCGAGGCGAGUCAGAAUGCAGGUGUGGCAAGUGCAUCUUCGCUACCAGACUGUCCUUCAAAGCGAAUCCCAGCGCAGGGGACGUUUGCGAGGUCUGUCUCACUUACUGAUGAAAAAGAGCCGGCACUCAACCUCAAACUGGGACAGAUCUUUCAGAGGCGUACAGGACAGGACCUUCCUACAGAUAAAAGACCAGAACCCUCAGCACUUGUAACUUUCUUUCGACGAUUCGGGGAGAGACACAGGUCGGGUACAUUCAGUUAAUGGAAAGCCUUUCAAACUGUCUAGUUUUUAGUGGGUUUAACCUUUACGGAUUUGGGGAUGAGGUUUUUUAGUACCCCGCACAAUUGAUGACGAAUGAAGACAAAUGGGAAAUUGUAAAAUUCCUGAUGACUUUUGUGUUUAAAGGAACACGAUACGGAUGUCGUCGUCUUGAUAUGUUACCU
Molecule: messenger RNA, 3560 nt
Organism: Triplophysa dalaica
Lineage: Eukaryota; Metazoa; Chordata; Actinopteri; Cypriniformes; Nemacheilidae
Gene: fhdc3
Product: FH2 domain containing 3
Exons: 12
Coding region: 724-3378 (884 amino acids)
Source: RefSeq, a predicted model, not a curated record